CUCCCCUCCACCCUAUUUCCUCGCCCGCGCGAGUCUGAGCCAUACAGAGUGACGUAUGAGUUAUUCCGCGGCUUUCCACAUCCGUGGGUGCCAGCUCACCAAGUAUAAACCCAAUCCCGGGAGUUCUGCUUGUCACUCACUCAAUCGCACCGACCCAGUCACCAGAGCUGAACUUCAGCGGAGAUAGCAGGCACUUUCUCGGCGCUCAGGCUAGCUCGCUUUCGGCUUUGGUUCGAGAUGGAGACUCGCUCGACUGCACGGAGAUCUCGGAGCUCCAAAAUCCACAACUUCAAGAGUGGGCUCACCCUGUGGCUGGUGCUGUGGUUGGUGGUGCUGAAGCCGAGCGGGGUGGGGGCGUGUCCAAGGCUGUGUGUGUGUUACCCGUCACCCAUGACGGUUAGCUGCCAGUCUCAGAACUUCACCGCCGUGCCCUCCGGCGUGCCCUACGACUCCCAGCGCGUCUUUCUGCAGAACAACCGCAUCACCGAGCUCAGAGCAGACUCCUUUGGCUUCGAGACACAGGUCCUCUGGCUCUACUCCAAUAACAUCACAUUGAUUGAGGCUGGAGCCUUUAGCAACCUGAGGGUUCUAGAAGAGCUGGACCUUGGUGACAACCCGUCGCUACGGCGACUGGAGGGUGGAGCGUUCCGGGGACUGGAGAAGCUGCAGAGCCUGCACAUGCACCGCUGCAAGCUGGCCGCUCUUCCCCUCGACCUCUUCCUCAAACUCUACAGCCUGCAGUUCCUCUACCUGCAGGAGAACCAGCUGCACUUCAUCCAGGAUGACCUCUUCUCCGACCUGGUCAACCUGACCCACCUCUUCCUGCAUGGCAACCGUAUCCGCACGCUGUCCGAGAACGCGUUCCGCGGCCUGGUCAACCUGGACCGCCUCCUGCUCCACGACAACCGCAUCCGGCAGGUGAACCGCCGUGCCUUCCGUGACCUGGGCCGUCUGACCAUCCUCUACUUGUUCAACAACUCCCUGGCAGAGCUGCCAGGCCAGGCCAUGAACGACGCUGUGGCAGUGCAGUUCCUCCGCCUCAAUGGGAACCCCUGGUCCUGCGGCUGUGAGGCCCGCCCCCUGUGGGAAUGGUUCCGUACUGCACGCAUCUCCUCCUCUGAGCUGAUGUGCUCAUCCCCCUCCCACCGCCGUGGACAGGACCUGCGCUUCCUCCGAGAGAUGGACUUUGCCCUUUGCCCCCUCCCUGACCCCGGGUCACUGGCUGGCACCACCACAACCACCUUUAGCACCAAGACAAGAUGGUGGUUCUCCAAGCACAAGCCUGCGUCCUCAUCCAAAGGAAUCUUCCAGAAGGGCUCGGAGAAGGUCAAGGUUUUUCCCUUGUCCUCAGUCAAGCCCAGCCAGACCUCCAACCCUUCCUCCACCUCCUUCUCCUCUAAGUACGAGCUGGCGGAGGAGGAGGUGAACCUUCCCAAGGUGUACCAGGAGGACUACUGGGCAGAUUACGGGAAUGAAGACGCCUCUGUGCGCUGCUUCGAGCUUGAGUGUCCGCCCGGUUAUGAUACACCGAUCCUCCCGCCCUCCUCCUCCUUCUCCCUCACUCCGUCUUUACUCCCUCUCCUCUCCCUUUGUGUGCUAACUCUGUCCCUCCAUCUUCUCUUUGGCUGAACACCCACCCACCCCACCCCAUCAGCCGCUCCUUUUCUCCAACUUUAUUUUCUCCCUCCUCUUUCUUCUCUUCACACCUGGAUCUCGUUUGCUUUCAGUUU
This is a messenger RNA of Oncorhynchus keta (chum salmon), 1730 nucleotides long. RefSeq names its product reticulon-4 receptor-like 2. Gene Ontology annotation, molecular function: protein binding. Gene Ontology annotation, cellular component: plasma membrane. The coding region runs from base 238 to 1629 and encodes 463 amino acids. The transcript has 4 exons. Lineage: Eukaryota; Metazoa; Chordata; Actinopteri; Salmoniformes; Salmonidae. The record is from RefSeq and is a predicted model, not a curated record.